Molecule: messenger RNA, 2703 nt
Organism: Micropterus dolomieu (smallmouth bass)
Lineage: Eukaryota; Metazoa; Chordata; Actinopteri; Centrarchiformes; Centrarchidae
Product: protocadherin beta-16-like
Exons: 2
Biological process (GO): homophilic cell-cell adhesion
Cellular component (GO): plasma membrane
Molecular function (GO): calcium ion binding
Source: RefSeq, a predicted model, not a curated record
AUGACGUUAGAGCUGCUGGAUGUGAAUGACAAUGUUCCACAGUUCCCUCAAUCAUUUUAUACUAUACGUGUAACGGAGAAUAACGCACCUGGGGCCUUGCUGAGUUCACUAUCUGCGUUUGACCCUGACCUCCAUGAAAACCAGUAUCUAGUUUAUUUCAUCCUAGAGAAGGAGAUAGCCAACACCUCCAUGUCCAUGCUGUUCUCCAUCAAUCCAGAGAACGGGAACCUUUACGCACUAAAAACUUUUGACUAUGAGAUCGAGAAGGAGUUUCUUUUCCACAUCGAGGCCAGAGACUCUGGCUCUCCUCCACUGAGCAGUAACGUGACCGUGCACAUCAUUAUUGUGGACCAGAACGACAACGCUCCGGUUAUUGUGUCUCCGUGGCGCGCGCACGGCUCUGUGGUGGAGGAAAAGAUCCAAAGAUCCACCGAUAAAGGCUCUCUGGUUGCCAAAGUGAUAGCCUUAGACACCGACUCGGUGCACAACUCUCGGAUCACCUACCAGUUCCUACAGGUGACUGACGCCACCUUGUUCAGUCUGGACCAGUACAACGGAGAGAUCCGGACUAUGAGGAUGUUCAGUUACAGAGACCCGCGCCACCAGCGACUGGUUGUUGUUGCCAAAGACAACGGGCAGCCUGCUCUGUCUGCCACAGUCACCAUCAAGCUGUCCACAGUGGAGACUGCCGUGAAGGCCUACUCUGACAUGACUGAGGUGCCUCUGGAAUACGACAUCUUUUCAGACCUAAACCUGUAUUUGGUCAUCGGUCUGGGCUCGGUGUCAUUUCUCCUGCUCAUCACCAUAUUGGUCACCAUCGUGCUCAAGUGUCAGAAACCCAAGCCCAGCAAAGCGGCUCCUCCCUGCAGGAACAGUGUGAUCAGUGAGAGGAACUCCACCAUCGCAGAUUCCACUCUGGUCUCCAACGAUGCCUACUGGUACAGUCUGUUUCUAGCGGAGACCAGGAAAGGGAAGCUGGUGGUUAGACAGCCUGUGCCAAAGGGCUCCAGAUACAUCGUGUCCAGUCUACCGAGAGGCACAGGACUGACAGACACUAGCGACUCAGCUGCUUCCACUCUGCAGGUAAGAGUCCAACUGUUCCCGCACACAACAACGAGCCCUUCUGUAACAAUGCAGUCUUGUAAAAGGUACGUGCUGCUCGUUGUUCUUCUUUCCUUCGUUCAUCACAUAUCGACUUCAGUGACUCAUUAUUCAAUACCAGAGGAAAUGAAAGAAGGAUCAGUUGUAGCAAACCUUGCUACCGAUCUCAGUUUGGAUGUUAAAACACUGAAUCAGAGGAAGAUGCGUCUCGACAUCAUUGCAAAUAAGAAAUAUCUGGAUGUGAACAAAGAGACGGGUGAACUGUACAUUGUUGAGAAGAUAGACAGGGAAUAUAUUUGUACAAAAAUGCUGACAUUGUGUUACUUGAAAAUGGAAGUAAUACUAGAAAAUCCAUUACGAAUAUUUAAUAUAGAACUAGAAAUAAUGGAUAUGAACGACAACGCCCCACAGUUUCGAAGAGACGCCAUACAUUUAGAUAUUUCCGAAGCGACGCCAAAAGGGGAGAGAUUCUCUCUCAGCAAUGCAGUUGAUCCUGAUGUUGGAAGCAAUUCAGUGAAAACAUAUCAUCUGAGUGAAAGUGAACAUUUUAAUAUUGAAGUUCAGACCGGGAGAGAUGGGUCGAAGUUUGCCGAAUUAAUCUUAACAAAGAAUUUAGAUCGAGAGCAGCAAGCUGUUCAUAAUUUAAUACUCACAGCUGUAGACGGAGGCACACCUGCUCGUUCUGGCACUGCAAGUGUUAUAGUUCAUGUUUCAGACACAAAUGACAACGCUCCUGCUUUUGACCAAGGGAGUUACAAUCUAAAAAUAAUGGAAAAUUCUCCCAUAGGGAGCCUUGUUAUUCAUCUUAAUGCAACAGACUUAGACGAGGGAUCAAAUUCUGAUAUCACGUACUCAUAUAGUUUAUAUACGUCAGAGAAAACACAAGAAACAUUUAACCUGAAUCCUUCCACUGGUGAAAUUAAUGUUAAAGGAAUGUUAAAUUAUGAGGAUUUCAGGAUUUAUGAUAUGGAAGUUAUAGCAACCGACAAAGGAGCCAAUAGUUUGUCAGGACAAUGUACCAUAAAGAUUCUGGUUGAAGACAUGAAUGAUAAUCACCCAGAAAUAUCUAUUAAAUCAUUUCAGAGUCCAGUCAAUGAAAACAUAGAAUUAGACACAGUGAUAGCUGUAGUUAGUGUCAGUGAUAAAGACUCAGGUGACAACGGAGUGGUAGAUCUGCAUAUUCCAGAUAACAUGCCUUUCAGACUGAGGGAGUCCUCUGAUAACUAUUAUGAAUUAGUAGUGUCAGAGCCGUUAGACCGCGAGAAGGUCCCAGAAUAUGACAUCACUUUCACUGUUACAGACAGAGGUUCUCCUCCUUUAUCUGACAAUGAAACUAUGACGUUAGAGCUGCUGGAUGUGAAUGACAAUGUUCCACAGUUCCCUCAAUCAUUUUAUACUAUACGUGUAACGGAGAAUAACGCACCUGGGGCCUUGCUGAGUUCACUCUCUGCGUUUGACCCUGACCUCCAUGAAAACCAGUAUCUAGUUUAUUUCAUCCUAGAGAAGGAGAUAGCCAACACCUCCAUGUCCAUGCUGUUCUCCAUCAAUCCAGAGAACGGGAACCUUUACGCACUAAAAACUUUUGACUAUGAGAUCGAGAAG